Centropristis striata (black sea bass) is the source of this 5334-nucleotide messenger RNA. It is a transcript of the gene zbtb38, whose product is annotated as zinc finger and BTB domain containing 38. Bases 438 to 4052 code for a protein of 1204 amino acids. The record is from RefSeq and is a predicted model, not a curated record. Gene Ontology annotation, molecular function: protein binding. Lineage: Eukaryota; Metazoa; Chordata; Actinopteri; Perciformes; Serranidae. Gene Ontology annotation, biological process: regulation of immune system process; regulation of cytokine production; negative regulation of transcription by RNA polymerase II. The transcript is spliced from 3 exons.
AAAACAAGUGCUGUAAUUCUGGUUACCAUAUCCAGGCCUAAAGACCACAACACACAUUUUCUGGAUUGAAACGUUGUACAAAUACGUCUGUAAGGGCAUCUGCCAAACCGGUCCCUCCUCACCUGAAACCUGUACAAGCAAGCUACAGUAAAGUAGGACAAAGCUCCUCUUUGUGGGUCAGUGAUGCAGCGGGAGUGACGCAGCAGUGACAGCAGCCUCCAGAAGACAACUAUACACAGCAGGAACAGGGGACCUCUGCCAGAACCAUGGUCCACAGGCAACUUCCAGACAGCAGAGAAGAGGGAAGAUGGUGAAGGCCUAAUCUCAGCCAAAAAGGAAAAGAACAAGAGCCGGGCUGUCACUGUCCUUUCCUCCUCCUAAACAAACACCAGAGAGGCUUCCACAGUGGCAGAGACCUUCCGCACAGAGACAUUUUGAUGACUGUGGUGUCCCCGUGCACUCAGAACCUGAUGGAUAGUGCUCACCCUCACACUGUGCUCAGUAAGCUCAAUGAGCAGCGCUCACAAGGCCUCUUCUGUGACGUCACCAUUGUGGUGGAGGAUGUUAAGUUUCGGGCCCACAAGAACAUCCUGGCAGCCUGCAGCGGGUACUUCAGGAACGCUCUGACGACUCCUGAGACAUGGAGCUCUGGCCAGGUGCUGGAGCUGAUGGACCUGAAGUCGGAGGUGUUCGCCAGUAUCCUCAACUUCAUCUACUGCUCAAAGGUGACGUCACCUGGUGCGGAGGACACAGUGGGGCUGGUGGCAGCUGGGAAAAGACUUGGAAUUCCCUUUUUAGAGAAGCUUGCAGAACAAGAGAAGCAGGGUGAAUGUGUUAAAUGCACGGACUCCAGCGCAGCCCCAGUGUCAAAAAAAACAAAGAACGAAGCUCCGAGGCCUGAGGACAUUGAUACAGGCCCACGUAUAACAAAUGCCUUCUCUAUCACUGAAGUUUGUCCUGGGAACAAUCUUUUCACUCAAACCAACGGGGAAAAGGAGUCACCAGAUGUGGGACAGCUGCCAUCAAGUUGCCCCACAACCUCCUGCCUCAACGUGAACAAUGAGACAACCCAAGCCCUUUCAGAGCACUCGUAUGCAGUCUGCAAAUCUACUGAAGGAAAAGACAACAGUCAGUGGGACAACAAGAAGGUCUGCAAGCCUGCAAUAUCUCAGCCAAAACUCAUGUACAGGAACGCAGGCCCACUUAAAAAGCGCCACAGGCUGAGAGGCACUUCGUAUCAAAGUAUACUUCCAACACCAGCUGAACCACAAACAGAUAAACCAAAUACAAUAACCCCCAUGUUAGCCGUUUCUGCAGCACCUGUUGCAGUUAUGACACCACCACCGCUGUUUUCAGAGGCAGAAACAGAAAAAAGUACGGACCCAGUGCUACCUACAGUCAUUGACAAUGUUCAAAUGGAGUUAGGUCCCCCAACCCUUUCCCCUCACACAGAGGAGAGCAUUUCAAUCUAUGGAUGUGACCACUGUCCGGAGAUAUUCACAAAUAAAGCUCUUCUCACCAUUCACUCAGAGGUGCAUAAAAAGCGUUUUGUCAGUCAUUUGUUUUGUAAGUUCUGUCGCAGAAAGUUCAUACACCUCAAACGGCUGCGCAACCACGAGCAGGUCUGUCCCAAAGCUGCAAGAGGCCCACCUAAACUGGAUGCAACUGGCUCAUCAACCAAAGACACUGAACUCCAUAUAGAUGAUAACACGGAGAGCUUAAUCCCUUCUGAUGAUCCCCCAACCCCUUGCUCUCCAGAGACCCCUGAAGUGGACCAAUCUGAGCCUCAACAGGAUGGGAAGGUGUUGAGGCCGAGUGCCAUUCAGAGGAGAUACAACUGUAGUGUGUGUAAACGGGUCUACGUCACCCUAUCCAGUCUGAAGCGGCACGAGAACGUACAUUCCUGGCAGAGGGCAUACCCCUGUCAUUACUGUAAUAAAGUGUUUGCAUUGGCAGAGUACCGUACAAAACAUGAAAUCUGGCACACCGGUGAACGGCGUUAUCAGUGCAUCUUCUGCCUGGAGACAUUCAUGACAUAUUAUAUCUUAAAGAACCAUCAAAAGUCUUUUCACGGUAUUGAUCCCAGUCUAGCUGUUAGGAAAAAAUCUGCCAACGGUGGUCUGAAAGCCAGUGUUUAUCCAAUCAAACUCUACAGGCUUCUGCCUAUGAAGUUUAGAAAGAGGCAGUACAAGACAUACAGUCAGACAUAUUCAGAGAGUGCUGAGAGAGGGGACGAAGCCCCACCAGAGAGCUCUCUCAUUCCUCCUUUUGAAGAAAACGGUCUGAUCAGCCCUGACACCGUCACAUUCCCUUUGACAUUCAUGGCAACGACAAAGAUGGUGGCUCCUGUAAUGCCUCGCAUCAGCUUUGACAAGCCAUUUGACCAAGAUGUUGACCAAAAUGAUUUGGAAAAUCAAAGAGGCACAAGAAAAGACGCUGAAAAUAGAGAUUCCCCCUUCAUUGACUAUGAGAGUCCCUUCUCUUUGCAAGCUGAGUCUCCUGCAGUGGGCUACAGAGAUGAUCCUCCUGUACUUAGUAACUCAGAGCACAUCAGUCAUAAUGUGCCAUUCUUAAACUCUUUGAACACUGUUAAAAAGUUAGGUGAGCUAUCAGCUUCUGCAAAAAGAGUUGAGGAUAUGACCAAGGAGAUACUUCAAUCCAGCACUGAGAAUCUUGUACGCGAUAAAAGGGUGGGGGCAAAGACAGAAACAUAUAUCGCAAAACCUGCAUGUCCCGGUCCAUCUGUGGACGGUGCUGCCAUGCCGCUCUGUCAGAUAACGGUGAAAAUAGGCAACGAAGCCAUCAUCCGCCGCCGAAUCAAAGGAUCUAAGCUCUUCCCCAGAAAGAAAAGAAGAAUGAGAGAACUGAGUGAGGAGAGGAGCCCAAGUCCUCCAACACGGGAAAACUCAGAAAGCCCACGACUCCGCCUGAGACCAGAAGCAACUUCUGCGACAGAGCCAGAGACAUACGACGAUCCCAAUGACGGCGACACAGCUGAUAUGCUUUGGCGUCCCUACUAUUCGUACAAAGCUAAAAAGAAACGGAAGAAGUUGAGAUUCAAGCACAGGAAGGCUUUGUUUCACAGGUAUCCCGAAACAUCUGUAGAGAGGACUACAGCCAGCGAGGCCCACACUGAUAAAAAUAGUUGGCCGACAGAAGAGAGCGUUUCCGGUGGCAGCGGAGAGGUGAAGCGUAGUCUCAGCAGGAACUCCAGCCCGAGGGCCACCUACAACUGUGACAUCUGUGACAGCUCUUUUAUCACAGAGACCGGUCUGAGAGCUCACGUUAUUGGUUCCCACCCGUGUUUCUGCCGGACCUGCGGUAAACAAGGUCCCCCUGGCGAGGCACCUGCUGGCGGAGAUUACAUCUGCAACAGCUGUAUGGAAAACGGCUCCUGUUUCGACAAUACACCCCGAAGCCCCAACCCGGAGAAGAAGUACCGCUGCUCCUUCUGUCCCCAGCGUUUUCUCUACCUCGCCACGAAGAGAAGCCACGAGAAAAAACACCAGGAGACAAAUGAGGAGGGAUACAAUUCUGACAGCUUCACACCCUGUUCUAAAUACUCGUCACACCUGAGUGAAGACGAUAAACAAAACACCAUCAAGACGGAAGAUAGUGACAAUCAAGUGGAAUUAAAAAGUGAAAUGGUGGAUGGACAUCUUUCCAUUGAUAAUAUUAUGCCUAAAAUCGAGGAUACAACUGACUUUAUGUCUUUAGCACCCUAUCAAGACAUGCCGUAUUCCAACAUUAAAAGUCCAUUAUCACCCUGCAUUGACCCACUGUUCUCCGUGACACCCUCAAAAGUGAAACACAAAAUGGCGAAAAAAAGGCUCGACGCCCAGCAUUCUAUGCAUCUCAUCUCAAAAAGACAAGCGUGUGACAGAGACACCGACAGCAACAAGGACUUUUUGAUGGGACCGACAACGACAAGUCACAAUGAUCUUGAGAAGUCCUGUAAGCUCUUUAGGAGAAGUGACUCUGAAACAAAAGGAAGCCACAUUUCUCUACACAAGCCGGCGAAAUGGAGGUGCAAAGAGGAGCCAUUUUUUUAAAGAUCUUCAAGGGCCGACAAUUGGCAAAACAGAAAGUGAAUGAAACUUGACUAUAAGCCUCUGCUUUUGGUUAGGAAAUGUAAGAGUGUUGUACGGUGGCCCUGAGAGUUCACAGUGCUGCAACUGAAGAAAACACAUGCAAAUACACAAACAAAACAAACAAGAAAAUUGAGAAAACAUCUUCAUCAAUUUAGAAAAUGUGCUGCAAAGACCACAACACAACACAAUAAGAAAACAUGCUGCAAAUAGACCACAACACAACAGAAGUGUUUCCAGAGGACAUUUAAAAGUGAUGCACAAUGUCUGGGCACGCUUGUGAUAUUAUCACGUUAUUUCAAGAUAAUUAUAAUCUCACGUUAUAACAUACACGAUCAUAUAACGUUAGCUGGCGAUCGAUAGCAUGCUAGUGUUAGCAGGCGAGCAAGACCAAGACCAACUCGGUGCCGUUGAGAAGACCAACUAAAAUGUUUAUCAUGCAUUUAUUUGAUUUGUUAACUGCAAUGUGAUUGAUACAGGCUAGCGGGCUAACGCUAGCGGGCUAACGAUAUAUAUUACGUUAUAAAAUGAAAAUAUCAUUAUCAUGAAAUUAUCUUGAAAUAAUGUGAUAAUAUCACAAGCGUGUCCAGACGUGUGCAUCACUUUUAAGUGUCCUCUGGAAACACUUCUGUUGUGUUGUGGUCUUUGCAGCGUGUUUUCUAAAUGCUGCGCUUGUGUUGUCAAAUUGAUGAAGAUGUUUUCUCAAUUUGCUUGUGUUUUGUGUAUUUGCAUGUGUUUUCUUAAGUUGCAACAUUGUGAGCUCUCAGGGCCACCGUAGUGUUGCAUCUGAGCUCAAUAAAAUAUUUUGAAUGGACAACACCGAACAUGAGGAUCUAACAAAUUUCCUCCCUUUUAAACUCAACGACUGAGUGAUUUUUUUACCUUUGUAGACAAUAUUUUUUUGGAUAAUAUAGGAUCUUCUGACACGGACUGUACUUUGUUCAUUGUCUAUGCAUAUGUGGCAGACUCGGUAACAUGACUGUAAGCAAUUUCAGAACACGAGUAGGAUGUUUUAAAAAAAACUCAAAAGCUGCCCAAUGUGGUUACAUCUUCACUUUUUAAAAUAUGUCUGGAGGAAAACAGUAAAACAUUUUUUAACAACACAGUCACAUUUCUGAAUCAGUUAACUGGCCAUGGUGAGUUGCACUUUAUAGUUAGACUAUGCUAAUCUGUUGCUUAAAUACUUUGAUAUUUCAAUUCUAAGCACCAUUGAUAUAAUUCUAAUUUCUAUUUAACACAAUUGAGA